This is a messenger RNA of Anoplopoma fimbria (sablefish), 577 nucleotides long. It is a transcript of the gene crygn2, whose product is annotated as crystallin, gamma N2. Bases 1 to 552 code for a protein of 183 amino acids. NCBI's taxonomy places the organism in Eukaryota, Metazoa, Chordata, Actinopteri, Perciformes, Anoplopomatidae. Gene Ontology annotation, biological process: lens development in camera-type eye; visual perception. The record is from RefSeq and is a predicted model, not a curated record. The transcript has 5 exons. Gene Ontology annotation, molecular function: structural constituent of eye lens.
AUGUCUCAAUACUCUGGAAAGAUCACCUUCUACGAGGGGAAAUGUUUCACCGGCAGGAAGCUGGAGGUCAGAGGAGACUGUGAUAACUUCCAGGACCGCGGCUUCAUGAACAGGGUGAACUCCAUCCGUGUGGAGAGUGGAGCCUGGAUCUGCUACGACCACCCCGACUUCAAGGGCCAGCAGUACAUCCUGGAGCACGGAGAGUACCCAGAGUUCCAGAGGUGGAACUCCCACAAUGACCACAUGGGAUCCUGCAAACCCAUCCGCAUGCAUGGAGAGCAGUACCGCAUCGAGCUGUUCGAGGCCUGUAACUUCUCCGGUCAGUGUGUGGAGAUCUGUGACGACUGUCCCUUCCUGCAGAGCCGCGGCUUCUCCAAGAACUGCAUCAACUCCCUCAAGGUGUACGGGGACGGAGCCUGGGUGAUGUACGAGGAGCCCAACUUCCGCGGCCGCAUGUACAUCGUGGAGCGAGGAGACUACUGCAGCCACAACGAGUGGCAGGCCCAGAACCCCAACAUCCAGUCCAUCCGCAGGGUCGUCAACUACUUCUAACUGUAACCAUGUACAAUAAAGACAC